AAAAAGCUGAAGAAAAGAAACCGUCGAUUGUAGCCGCCCGAAGAAAAUACCUUCUUUUUUCCUUUCGUUUAAGUUCGAAUUUGCAAUACUAGAGUGCUUCUUCAGCGAUGGCAAACGCGGCAUCAGGAAUGGCAGUGCACGACGACUGCAAGCUAAGAUUCCUAGAACUCAAAACGAAGCGAACGCACCGUUUCGUCGUUUACAAGAUCGAGGAGAAGCAGAAGCAAGUCGUCGUCGAGAAAGUCGGUGAACCUAUCCAAACCUAUGAUGACUUUGCCGCCACUCUUCCUGCUGAUGAAUGCCGUUACGCCGUUUAUGAUUUCGAUUUCGUCACUGCUGAGAAUUGCCAGAAGAGCAAGAUCUUCUUCAUCGCCUGGUGUCCUGAUACGGCGAAGGUGAGGAGUAAGAUGAUAUACGCUAGCUCUAAGGAUAGGUUUAAGAGGGAACUUGAUGGGAUUCAAGUUGAGCUUCAAGCUACUGAUCCUACUGAGAUGGAUCUUGAUGUUUUCCGAAGCCGUGCCAACUAGAAAAUAGUAAUCACCAUACAAGUUUAUGUAGAUCCCUUGUAUGAUCUAAUAUUAUUUCAAAGUGAUGUUACUUUUUAAAAAAGUUAUGGUGUGAAGAGUAUGAACCUAUAACAACUUUAUUUUAUGGGUGUUUUUGGUGUCUUGUGUUUGUUUCUUUGUUCUAUCUUUAUAUGCAGAUUUCACUAUUUUUGAGUUUCUAAAUGUGUUGUGUUGAAGAAGAUGAACACUUUUUGGUGUGGUAUUAUUUUAAAUGUUGCUUUCAUAAAUAUAUGAAACAAUUGUAGGCGUUUGUGUGCA
Eruca vesicaria subsp. sativa (arugula) is the source of this 824-nucleotide messenger RNA. NCBI's taxonomy places the organism in Eukaryota, Viridiplantae, Streptophyta, Magnoliopsida, Brassicales, Brassicaceae. The record is from the annotation of a GenBank genome assembly.